AUGCGCGGAGCUGACGCGCGCGGCGCGACUUGCGUGUCGAUGGUGCAGGUGCCGGUGGAGGCGUUUUCGUCGGCGAAGGUGCACGACAACGCGGACCCCUCGCUGUCCCUGGACCGGUAUAUGCGGAUGCCGCUCGAGGAGUUCGCGCAGCUGCAGCUCCCGCUCGGAGCGAAGAUGACCCUCGCCGGAAACGACCACCUCGAGCUGGUAGUCCCGGACAUGAGGAUCUUCGACCUGAAAAUCAGCCCCCACGUCCUCCUGCGCGCGGAACGCAUCGAAGGGGACCACCCGGCGCUCGUCAUGCACGUCGAGAAGUUCGAGCUCCAGGGGUCCCAGGCCAUCAUCCGCGCGCUCAACGAGGCCGUCACCGUCGUCGGCUCCACCAAGUUCUCCUGGCAGUCGGCGGGGAAGGAUUCCCACGUGUACUGCUCCACGAACCUCGAGCUGGGCGGCGAGCCGCCGGGCCCGUUCAAGCUGGUCCCCAAGGGCCUGCUGGAGUCGACGAUCGCGACGGGGAUGGGCAGCACGGUCGGGCUGAUCCAGAAGCCGUUCAUGAACCGCAUCGCGGACGACUUCAAGCGCUGGGCCUCCGACCCGUCGUUCCGCGGGGCGCGGGCGGCGACGGGCGCCGGGGUGCGGUCGCAGAUGGCGCUCGUCGGCGUCGGCAAGAGCCGGGGCCGCGACGUGCGGCUCGGCGCGCGCUCGCGCAAGCACGAGGAGGCCUAG
This is a messenger RNA of Pedinophyceae sp. YPF-701, 726 nucleotides long. The record is from the annotation of a GenBank genome assembly. Lineage: Eukaryota; Viridiplantae; Chlorophyta; Pedinophyceae.